AUGUCAAAGUAUGAUCAUCGGAUGGGACGAGGGGGGUAUACAACUCUUAGGAGGAAGUUGAUUGAAGAGAAUGUGAUUUCGAAGGAGGAAAUUCCCCCAAAGUUAGUUAUGUGGUGUAAAGGGCAUGAAAGUGAAGGAGAAUUUAAGGAUGAAGAUGUUAAAAUCAUGGUUGAUAAACUAAUGGAACAUGAGAAGAAGAUAAAAGAAGGACAAGUAAAUGUUGAACCAGGAAUGGAUUCCAUGACCUUAGUUUUUGGAAAGGGAAAGGGCGGAUUUUUAAAGGGUGUCGGCACGGGAGUCACUUACAACAGAUAUUUCAAUGUUCCUCGCAGCAAAGGAUCAUCUAAGGAAGAAAUUAAAGAUCUUAAAGUUGCACUGCAUAAUGGAAAACUUGAGCUUGAGAAAAAGGAUGUUGAACUCAAGGCUUUGUCUACAAAGGUUAAUGAACAAGAUCAAACACUAAAGCUAGUUUUGGCUCAUCUUAAUGCAAAAGGAGCUGACUUUCCAAAUCUGUCUCAUACAAUUUGUAUUUCAAGUGAGAAGAUUGUACAGAGUAAUGAAACAUCUCCUGUUAGUCUAAAAAACAAUGAACCUUCAGAACCUGUAACACCAGUUAUUCCAAAACCCAACAAAAAACAUGUUCAAACGAAAUCUGCAACUGCAACACCCGAUACAAAAUUGAUUUCCAUGAAAUCUGCAACAGCAAAUACAAAAACCACCAACAAAACUGUUGAGUCUAAGACUUCCACUAUCAAUCAAAACAUACCAAAAGUUUCACCAAAUAAUCCCAUUCACCAAAGACAAUUCAUUCAUGGAGUUCCUCUACAAGAUGAUUGCUAUAAGGUUUCCACUGAUGAAGUGGUUGUAAAAACUGCAUUUCUACCCCCUCAAACUAGAGAAUCCAAAUUAGUUGAGGAUGCAUAUAAAAGUUUUGUUCCAUGGCCAAAAUACCUUGUGCAAACCGAGUCAGAGGUACCAGAAAUUAUAUCACAUCAAAAAUCAACAAAAAGGAAACCAACUUACAUAUCAUCUGAUGCCCUUCUGAAGAAGACAAGGAGCAAUAGAAACAAAAAUAAUGCCUAG
Messenger RNA from Lactuca saligna, 1083 nucleotides. Lineage: Eukaryota; Viridiplantae; Streptophyta; Magnoliopsida; Asterales; Asteraceae. The record is from the annotation of a GenBank genome assembly.